Molecule: messenger RNA, 2443 nt
Organism: Asterias rubens (European starfish)
Lineage: Eukaryota; Metazoa; Echinodermata; Asteroidea; Forcipulatida; Asteriidae
Product: protein zyg-11 homolog B-like
Exons: 13
Coding region: 168-2411 (747 amino acids)
Cellular component (GO): Cul2-RING ubiquitin ligase complex
Source: RefSeq, a predicted model, not a curated record
UGUACGUAAAGGUCGAAACAAGUUGACAUCUCGUCACCUGAUCGCCUCUUCCUCACCGAUUAAACCAAGAUUUAAUACCAAAGUACUCAUGGGAUGUUCAUCAUUAAAACACAGAAUUGAACAAUGACUUCCCAUUUCUAGAAGGAGGUAAAACCUUCAGAGCCAAGAUGGGUACCACAUCACCAGACUCACUUCAGUCUGUUUGUCUGCAUUACAUCAGCUGCCAUCUGUCUAAACUUUGUAGUGAAGUAUUAGUGACUGGAGAAGGAGACUAUGCAGAGAGUAGACUCAUCUUCAAGAACCCCGAGUCCAUCAUACACAGUGACCUCGCGGAGAGGUUGCUAUUCAAAUUAAGUGAAAAUGGCCGAUUAACUGAUACUGUAUUAACACUCUUUGCAAAUCAGAACAUAAUGUGCCUACGGAGGGCCUGCAUAAAAAAUGCCACGCUGACAUCACGUGGGUUAAGGGCGCUCUCUUGUCAUCAACUCAUAGAACUGGACGCGUCGAGUGUUCAUAACGUUAAUGUGAAUGACAUCAUAGGGGCCUUGGGGGAGUGGACACGUAAGAAUAUACGCUCACUCAACGUCAGCAACUGCACGUUUCUAAAUAAUUCUAAAUUCUGCAUUGUGAUCUCACUACCCCAGCUGCGCAAUCUGAGACAUUUGAAUGUUAGCUACACCGAGUUUGGUAACAACCUUGGCUUAGAGUGGGUCGCUGAGGGUUUGUCGCAUCUGGAAAGCCUAGACAUCUCAGGAACCCACGUCUACAGCAUUCAGACUCUACUGAAACUCAAACGAACCUUGAAGUCACUGUGUAUGUUCCACACCAGGGUGCCGGAGAAGGACUUGAUCCCCUCGGUGUUAGCUCUAGAAGAGCUACGUCACCUUGAUAUCUCGCAGGACGUUCACCCCAUGAUGGACAACCAUCAGUGUCCGAGCGUCAACACGCUCCUUGAAUCUCGUCUGGCCUUACCGCAUCUAACGUCUCUGGAUAUCUCCGGCAGGGAUAAUGUCAAAGAGGAGGUGUUACACAGUUUCAUCCAAAGGAGGAGUAACAUGACGUUCCUGGGAUUAACCCUGACUCAAGGAAUGUCAAAAACUUUGCGGAUCACUAAGGAGAUGUGUGGAGAAGACUAUCUGACCAAUGAGGGUCAUCCAGACUAUCGACUAGAACUCAAGAUUUCAGGUCACGCGUCUGAGAAGCAAGUGGUUGAAGCCCUCCGUCGCUAUGGCAACAGACCAAACUAUGUUCAUAAACUACUGUGCAGUCUGUUUAACAUGACGUUGUAUCUGGAAAAAGUCUGGCCAGAAAUUAUCAAGAUUAUCCUGCCUGAAAUGAAAGCACAUCCUCACCAUCUUGGUGUUCAGAUGGCUGCCAGUGCCUGUUUGUACAACCUAACAAAGCAUCACUUAGCUGAGAGUGUUCACGUAUCUGAUCUGAGUGAGAUGGUUCAUCUAACGUUGAAUGCUAUGGAGAUGUUCCCAAGCCAACAACAGCUUCAGAAGAAUGCAUUACUGACGCUGUGCAGUGAUAGGAUACUACAAGAUGCGAGUUUUGACCGUUACCGUGCCUCUAAGAUGGUGAUGGAUUGCUUAUUUAUGUUUGACGAUGCACCGAUGACCAGAAUGUCAGUUGCCAUAUGUUCUAUUCUGGCUGCUAAGAUAUCUACUGAGCAAACCACAUUACUGGGUACUAAACGAAACAUGCAGAAACUUCUUCAGAUCGUGAAGAUGAAAGCGGACUCCUUAUCAGUUGAUAUCACCCUCAAGUUCACAUUAAGUGCAUUAUGGAAUCUGACUGAUGAGUCGCCAUCUACAUGCGCUAUAUUCCUGAAUGAAGGCGGAUUGGAUCUCUUUAUUGAUAUACUACAGAUAUUUCCAGAGCAAGCAACAUUACAGACAAAGGUGCUUGGACUCAUUAACAACAUUGCUGAAGUAAGAGAGCUAAGGGGAACAUUACUGAGAUCUGACUUCAUUGGACAUUGCAGGACUCUGUUAGACAGUAAACAGAUUGAAGUCAGUUACUUUGCUGCUGGAAUUAUUGCUCAUCUUCUUAAUGAAGGGCCACAGACGUGGAAACUGUCAAUGCUACUAAGGACUGAGCUACAAGACUCAUUGCAUAAGAAUAUUCUUGCGUGGAAGAACCCAGCUGGUGAGAUGGUUGCAUAUCGGUCGUUCAGUCCAUUCUUUCCAUUACUCAGGUGUGAUAUAACAGAAGUACAACUAUGGUCUGUGUGGGCUAUGCAGCAUGUAUGCACAAAGAAUGCUUCUCGCUAUUGCCCAAUGCUGGUCCAAGAGGGCGGUGUUGAGCUACUGAGUGACAUGGUAACCAAUCGACAGCUUCAUGCAGACGUCUACGCUGUGGCUAAGAGUGUAUUGGAUACAGUAGCAACUAGCAAUAGUAUCUGUUAACUUAUUAAGCCCCUUUCACACAAGAGCAAUUU